Rodentolepis nana is the source of this 2091-nucleotide messenger RNA. The record is from the annotation of a GenBank genome assembly. NCBI's taxonomy places the organism in Eukaryota, Metazoa, Platyhelminthes, Cestoda, Cyclophyllidea, Hymenolepididae.
AUGUUUGAAAAUACAACAGAAAAUAGUAUUUGUGGUGAUGUGCCCGAUAGAAAUCAUAAAUCUUCAUUGAAACAAUCAAAUCUUAUUGGAGCAUCUCAAAUAAAUAGUGGGUUUAAUGCAGGUUUUAACGCAAGUGGAGCUUUGGAACAACUUUCAGAUCUCCUGAGUUUGCAUGCUAAAGGCGGAUCCAUGAAUGGCUUUAAAGGUACUACACCUACGAUCCCAGUUAACGAUCUGCGUGGUGAUGAAGCAAUCAGAUACAGCCGUGAUCAAAGGCUUAUUCGCUGUCAAUUGGCUUCACUUUGUCGUCUCAUCGACUUAAAUGGCUGGACUAAUUCUAUUUAUAAUCAGAUUUCUGCCAAGAGUGGAGAAGAUGAAUUUCUUGUUAAUCCAUUCGGACUUCUUUACCACGAGGUUCAAGCUUCAACCUUGGUGAAAAUAAAUAGUCAAGGUAACGUGCUUGACCCCGGGAGCACGGUGUUGGGCGUCAACAAAGCUAGUUGGAAUUUGCAUUCGGCUGUUCACAGUACUCGCAGUGAUGUCAACUGUGUUGUUAACGUGAACCUACCUGAUGUUGUCGCUGUCUCUUGCAUCAAAUCGGGUCUACUACCAGUGAGCCCAGAGGCCGUGGAGUUGUUACCCAAUGUGCGCUAUCACGACUACGCCGGUAUGGUGACGGACAAAGCUGAGGCUGACGCCAUUCGUAACGAUCUAGGCAACGCCAAGAUCCUUUUUCUUCGCAACAAGGGUGUCACUGUGGCUGCAUCCACAAUACCCGAGGCCUGGUACUUAAUGAAGCGUGUUAUCAGCGCUUGCCAAACACAGAUGCGACUUCUUCAGUUGGGUUGCAGUGCCAACUUGCUCAGUGAGCUUGUCUUCCCAACCGGUGGUGAGAAGGUAGAAACAGGCGAACGCUUAAGCGAAAACAAUGGAGAUGACUACCAACUACAACAAAAUUCUGUACCCUUCGCUUCAGAGGCUAAUGGUACUGCCUGUGAUGAUAACAAUGAUUGUGAUGAUCAUCUCAAUGGUGUGGGAGCCAAAUCAACAAGCUCUGGCGUCACUGAUCUUUCGGGUUGGGGCGUGGGUGAGAUGGAGUUCGAGGCGCAGAUGCGAAUGCUGGAUAGUGCGGGCUACCGAACAGGCUACAUCUAUCGCAAUCCCAGUUUAUUACGUCGUCCACCCGCAGAAGUCCCUUGGUCGACAAAUGGUCAACUAGCCGGAGCUGAUAGCUCCCUCUAUGCUGGUACUGGGUUCCUUUCUGAUUGUACUGCCGGACCAGACGCUAGUGACAUUGAUGACAUCACUGCCGCCACUCAGGCCGGAGCUAAGCAAAUCUCCGAAAUAGCGAGUACUGUCCGUUCUAACAAGGAAAAAGGUGUUCAACGCAAUCAAUGGCUUGCUAAACCUGGCAUCGGUAUGUUCUUUUUCACUUUUUUUCUCAGUCAACCCCUUGUAUUUGAUUUCGCUAUAAUUCUGCCCCUCAUAUCUCAAUUUGCAUGUUUUGCUUUCUACCUCUGUUGUGCUGCUGUUGUGUUAUCCCAAUGUACAGUUGAGGAGCAGCCCUCUUUUGCCACUCACCUGUCUUCGCAGGCUCAAUCUACACCGAUGGUACAUAAUGUUGGCAAUCAUCGUCGCGCCUUUCACAGGCCCAGUCUCGCAGAGGAGUCUGUGGAAGAGCUCUCCACUGCUGCUGCGGUACCCCCCGUUGAAAUUACCCCCUCUUCCACUUUGGACAAGUCUUCCAAGAAGUCCUCUAAGAAGAAGUCGGGUCGUAAAAGCAAGAAAACCGCUUCUCCCUUCUCUACUCUCAGUCGUUCAAAGCAGUAUCCGGAGACAGUGAUUGAAGAGCCUCGUACACCUCCCACCACCCCAAGAUCUGAUCUGGCCAGCAAAAGUGCCAGCCUCCCCGCCAAUGCCAGGAAUCUAGUCAACUUCUCAGAGCGCAGCUACAAUACGAUGGUAGCCGUCGAUGGAGCAGCUUCAGACGAUGAAGAGCACAAAGCCAAGGUGGACAAGAAGAAGGGUGGCAAAUGGGGAAGUUUCCGUUUUCCGACCUUUAGGAAGAAGACCAAGCCGGUCGCUGUCUAA